Molecule: messenger RNA, 432 nt
Organism: Neohortaea acidophila
Lineage: Eukaryota; Fungi; Ascomycota; Dothideomycetes; Mycosphaerellales; Teratosphaeriaceae
Exons: 2
Coding region: 1-432 (143 amino acids)
Source: RefSeq, a predicted model, not a curated record
AUGAGCCACCUCUUCCUCAAAAAGGUCGUCGACCCGCAACCCCUGUCCUACUCGCCCCCGCCCUUUCCAUCCCUCUACUGGCCCUUCCCCGUGGACGGCCAGCAAGUCGUCUACCUCUACGAUGCCGAGACAAUCUGGCGCUUCACGCUCUACUGGACGCUGAUCUGCGUCGUCGGCGUGCACAUUGCGGCCGCCGGGUACGCGUGCAUGAUCCAGUGGCGGAAUUGGAAGGUGAUUUGGGCGGUGCCGGUCUUGUAUACGGUGGUUGGUGGUAUUGAGGCGGUGAUUGCGGGGAAUGUGGUUGGGGGCUUGUUGAGCGGCGUCUAUGUGUCGGGCUACUUUCGAAUGUCGUCCUGGAUUCCCUUUACCUGGGGCAUUGUCUCUGCUUUGGUCUUGAUUCUAUCUUCCUUCGCCAUCCAGGGAGGUCUAUGA